Messenger RNA from Melanotaenia boesemani (Boeseman's rainbowfish), 4685 nucleotides. It is a transcript of the gene fjx1, whose product is annotated as four-jointed box kinase 1. The transcript has a single exon. Bases 360 to 1643 code for a protein of 427 amino acids. The record is from RefSeq and is a predicted model, not a curated record. Gene Ontology annotation, biological process: cell-cell signaling. NCBI's taxonomy places the organism in Eukaryota, Metazoa, Chordata, Actinopteri, Atheriniformes, Melanotaeniidae.
GAGAGAGAGAGAGAGAAGGGGGAAGAUGAGAGUCCGAGAAGCGUAUACGAACAGAAAGCCUCCACCACGCCAGUAGGUUACAACGGAGAACGUCUAAUAGAUUAUAUCCACUGUGAUCGUCCGGAAUGUUUUUUUCUGUUUCCAGGUGCAUUUAAGAGAGACAGGAGAUGAGAUUCACGCAGAAUCGUAGAUUCUCUCCUUACUGUGAUCUCAGACAGUCCGUCUGUGUGCCGCUGUGCGUCAGGGGUGUGCGGGACACGGGGCGCACAGCCCAACUGUGGACUGAGGAUACCCGUUUCUUUCUCCAUUAUUAAAUUCUGCUGGAGUUCUGCUGGCUGAAUGAAAAGGUGAUUUACACAAUGAGGGUUCUUACAGCAAACUUGUUCGCCGUACUCCUAAUGUGCGCCCUCGCAAGUGUUUUCUACGUCUGGAGCGCACUGGAGGACCGUUUGGAGCGGCACAAACGGAGGUUCUCGGUACCGGGUGGAGGGUCUUUUUACCAAGGUUUCCCAGAGGACCUCUCGGCUAAAACUUUCCGAGCACUGCUUGCUGUUCCAGCGCCACAAAGACCGCACUCGGGGGGCAGACCUGAAUCUCGCAACCUCACCAAUCAACCUGUCUCUAUAGGAAGUCGAUAUUACCAUGUGAAUGGGGAUAACAAGAGGUCAACGCAGCGGGUGGAUCCGGUCAAGUCAGGCUCCCCUCUGGACAACGGGAUAUUUUGGAGUGAUUGGCUGGAGGAUAUCGUCCCUGUAGUAUUCACGGACGAAUACUCUCGUGCUUGGUGGAAGAAGACGAGGGCAUCCCGUGUUGUCAAACUGGAGCCUGGUUGCGGCAGAAUAUCCAACCAGCUCGCCACAUUUGCAGAUGGGACAAAAGCGUGCGUACGUUAUGGAAUAAACGCGGACCAGGUGCAAGGAGAAACUUUGACGUAUUACCUUGCCAAUUUGCUGGGCAUCACAAAUCUGCCUCCUCUUAUACUGUCCCAGCUUAACGGUGACAGUGAACAAUGGGCGGCUGUGAGGACGCGGAUAGAUAGUUUACAGUGGAGCGAUCGAGCCGUGGUUUCUCUCACAGAGUGGAUCUCAAACCUAACGGGGGUUGUCACACCUGCGCCGCUCAGGCAGGAGAGUAGCGGGCUGCAUCCUUUGCUGGAGGGGCUCAGGAACAAGACGACAGCCGAGCUGCUGGAGCUAAUGCAGUGGACCGACCUGAUCAUGUUCGACUACCUGACCGCAAACUUCGACAGACUCGUGAGCAAUUUGUUCAGUCUGCAGUGGGACUCACAUGUAAUGGAAAGGGACACCAAUAACCUCCUUAGAACACCUCGCGGUGACCUCGUAUUCAUUGACAACGAAGCCGGGCUCGUGCACGGCUUUCGGGUGCUAAAUAUGUGGGAGAAAUAUCACAAUUCAGUCCUGGGCUCUGUGUGCGUGUUCAGAAAAAGGACCACGCAGCGCGUGGCGGAGCUGCACAGGCGCAGAGACUCCAGGCAAAGGCUGCUGGAGCUCUACAGAGACAGCGAGCCUUUGUCCCAGGAAUUAGGAUUUCUCUCAGAUGAGCACGCGAGGGUUCUCCAGGACAGGAUAGACAGAUUAUACAGACACAUUUUGCAUUGCAAAAAAAAGUACAGCCAGCUGUGAACAUUCUGCACGCACCGGUGAUGGAUUUUGUUGUUUGCAUAACACAGUGAGCUUUGCAAACGAAAUUUGUGCACCUGUGCAAAACUGCUGUGCAUCACACAAAACUGUCUUUAAUAUCCAGGUGAACUACCUCUUGUGAAUAGAAUGUGUUGCCUACUUAUGAAUAAGUAAAUUUGACAUAUUUUUAAGCUUUCCACUAAGAUUUUCACUCUAUGCCUCACUGUGAGGAGAAUUGUGGCUAGUUUUUUUUUUUUAACUUUACUCCACUGAUGCUCACCCAAAUAAAAAGUAAUGUGAAGAGUAGGCUGAUUUGUGACAAGGGUACAAAAUGUAACCUUUAAUGUGUUUGGAUUUUUGCCUUGUAUUCAGUAAUCCCAUGCACUAUUAAGCCUUAACCUAAGUUGACCUUUCUUGAGCUUCUAUAUUUCUGUUCUAUAUUUCCGCGCUUUUUCUAGACAGUAAUUUGCACACAUUGUAAUAAAUAGCACCGUGUACACAUGUAAAUGUGUUGAGAUUGCAUACUCAGCCUUAAAGUCAUAGGUCUGUCAUAUCUAUUAUGCAUUUAUAAGUUGUAUAUUGUCUGACAAACAGUUUUGAUGGAAAACUAAUUUAAUGUACACUGUAACAUUCCAAAAACUUGUCCUUUUUGAUAAAUACACUAUAAUUUAACUCAGCUGUUGUUUAGACUGUGUUUUUUAAGUGUCCAAAGUUAACUGCCUUAUCAGAGGGCAUUAAAUCAUGAGUGUUUGCCUUUGUUAUGUGAAUUCUUGGGGCAGGGGGUGGUUCAGGCCCCCAUAGCCUCUGUAUUUGACCAUACAGUCAUCGCAUUGUGCUGUAGGAAUAUCAUGUGCAGGCACACUGUUCCCUAAAAGCCUCACUGUUAGUUACAGACAUGCUACAGCAUGAAUCUUUCUCCCUUUUAAAUUCAAAAUGAACUGAAGGAGACAACUGAUUUUUUUUACAUGGUUUGAGAAGCAUUACUGUCCACACUGCAGUGUAUUUGUAUAUUUUAAAUGGUUAUCAUAUUGUUAUGCUGGGUGGCUUUUGUCUCAAUCUGUUGAGCGAAGAUGUAAAAAACACCCCCAGUGGAUGCAGGUAAUGAUAAGAGGCCAAUGCCUCAGUUAGUGGGCUUUGCUGUUAAAGGAGAGCCUUUACCCUUUUCCACUGACUGAAUUUCCAACUCUAAGAAGAUUCCAAGAAAAGCAAAAAAUACAAGUAAAAUGCUCAUAGGUUUCUGUAAUUCAAGUGCGUGUUUCAUCACCACACCAAACUUUAACCUGACUCUUAUGGGUACAUCCUUUCUUUAUUCGUUCCACUGUAUGCUCAGUUCUAUGUCUGGUUCCUAAAAUUACAAGCCCAUCAGAGGGGAACGAUCAAACUUUUGAAGGCCAAAUUCUUUCCAGCCUUCUGCUAUCCUACUCCUCAUAUGGUUUCUUUUACUCCUUUAUACAUGAAGCCAGAAGACAAACCAUUAACUAUUCCUGCAGCUCCAUUGGAUGAGUGCAUCUUCUCCAAAUAGCAUCUCGAUUUUUGUCCUUGUGAUAUGUUACCUGGCUUACAGCACGCAUGUCAGUAAUUUGUGCUUUUCCAACAGUGGUGUAAGUAGGUGUAACUGGAGUUUUUCUGUUUGUUUGUUUUGUUUUGUUUUUCUUUUUGUUUUUCCAGCCUUAGCGGUCAAAAGGGACUUUGGGAUAAAUAUGCUCACUGACUGCUGUAUAGACAGAAGCAGGUCAUGUUAAUGAUUUGGGUGUAGAGUUGGAUUAUAUGGGAACAUUUGGGUCUCAGUAAGGUUGCAAAGGUUGCACUUGCAGCUGGGCAUGGCUCUAAGCAUGUCUGUUUAUGCACUGCAGAGAGAUUUACAGCAAGCUACAGAUACUAGGGAUUAAAAACAAUGUCAAAAUGAGGUCUGUAUUCUUAAACCAGGCUCACAACCUUUCUUCUUUCCCAUCCUGUGCAAUUUCCACAACAUGUAUUUCAUCUGCAUUUUACCCUUCCUGCUGUGCCUCUGUCUUUGUGGUUAACAUCCCUGUCAGCUUCCUUUUAUUACUUAAAUAGAGAAUACAAGUUUCAUUUUCCUAAUUAGCUUCUUUUUUUUGUGAAUUCCUCUGCACCAGAAAGUCUUUUAACUGGGGACCAUGCCAGCAGUAAUCACACUAAUGGGGAGGAAAUCAAAGAGGUGGUUCAAUCACUCUCUAACUGGUCACAUAUGUUCUCCCCUCACUCUUCCUGUGUUUUUCAGCCCCCCUCCUUCCCACCCAAUAGCAAGAAAACUCUAAUGCACACAGCUAUAUAAAGUGGGUUGCAACUUCAUGUAGCACCAGUGGCAGUGGGCUGUAAUGCAGAGUACAACAAAUUAGUUAUGGCGCUCCUUUAAAUGUCAGUGUUCUGCUGUUCCUGCCAGAUAUGCUUAUUUUCAGAAAAGACUGAGGAUCAGAUAGUUCGACAGCUAGGGGCUCAAGGCAGGCCCGAGCACAGACCCCAGGUAUCCGUAAUCUUCCUCUUCUUUGUUCACAUUGCAAACAUUCCAGAGGAGCUGAGGGAGGAUCAUCUCCAUGGACACGCCAACACACACAGACACUGCCAGGCAGGCAAGUAAAAGAGCCCCAGCUGUGUACAUAAACCAUUGUAAACCCCCAUCAUUUUCUAAAACAGUAAAAUAAGAAAAGUCAGGCUCCUCAGUCUGCCAUGUUAAAUAAUGUUGUUCUAAUUAAUGUAACAUUUUAUGGGCUACAGUGAAGAAAAUCUCUCAAUGACAAUCCACCAAAAUAAAUUAGACUAAAUUAGUUUAAAUUUGACUAGUUGUUAAUUACUGGAAACAUUUAGCUAUAAACCCAUAAUUUCCCAUCAACAGCACACUAAUGAACCCUUUCUGUUUCAUCUUGUUUGAUGAAGCCUUCCAUAAGGAAAAAGAAUAUCUGCCUAUCGCGCUGUAAGUUGUAGAGCUGAACUAUUUGUCAUAAUUUCUCAUACCAUAAUCAUUAAUAACUGCUUUCAGUAUAUCCUGUUGCAAAGAUCUGAUGACUCAGCAGGACCUGGAAAACC